Molecule: messenger RNA, 1428 nt
Organism: Lachancea nothofagi CBS 11611
Lineage: Eukaryota; Fungi; Ascomycota; Saccharomycetes; Saccharomycetales; Saccharomycetaceae
Source: the annotation of a GenBank genome assembly
AUGGACUCGCCAACAGGAAUGAAAUUCAGAGGAAAGGCUAAUGGGAAGGAAGCUUACGGGAAAGCUGUUAGCAACAACAACAAUGGGAAAGCGAACGGGAAGGUGAACGGGAAAGUGAACGGGAAACUCAACGGAAAACAGGGCGAAGCUCACUACAAAACAAAGGAUCUUGUGGAGCACGAGCUGGAGCAUAUUCGCCUAUAUGGGCAAAACUGCAAAGAUGGCAAACAGCUGAGCCAAAUAGUCGGGACUGAUGGGCACAAAGGGCUUGCGAAAUCCAAAAAACCCAAGUUUUGUUCGGUGAAAACUCCUUGGAAACGCCGGCUUCAGACGCUAGCCGUCGCGUGGCAUGUAGGCUCGUUUGUGUACAUCCUGGCGUUCGCUAUUUUGGCCCUUGCCAACCCGAUAAUGUGGGUCAUAAUGGUUCCCUACAUGGUCUACUACGCAACGGACAGGUCGCCAUCCAACGGCAACGUUACCAAGCGCUACUCUCCUUGGGUUAGGAGCCUACCUUUUUGGCGCUACUAUUGUGAGUACUAUCCUAUUCAUUUGCACAAAACGGCAGACUUAAUCCCAUCUUUCACGGAAAAAGCGGAGAGCAAGCCUGGAUUAGCUCAGGAUAGAUAUCUGAUCAGCUUCAGAGUGCGCUUGUGGCCUUUCAAGUACUCGCUCAAGUUUAACAUCUUGAAAUUGAACAACGCCUCACCGGAGUUGGAGGCAACUGGACCGCGCUACAUUUUUGGUUAUCAUCCACAUGGUGUGGCAGCUUUGGGUGCUUUUGGCGCAUUUGCAACUGAAGGUGCAGAUUUUUCCAUGUUAUUUCCUGGAGUUCGGAUGUGUUUGAUGACUCUUAUCAACCAGUUCCAAAUUCCUUUCUAUAGGGAUUACUUGUUGUCUCUGGGGAUUACAACGGUUUCCAAGAAAAAUGCUUUGCGAGUGCUGCAACAAAACUACUCCACCUGUAUUGUUGUCGGAGGAGCUCAGGAGGCUCUUCUAAGUAAGAUCGGUUCUGCCGACUUGGUGCUUAAACGCAGAAAAGGCUUCAUAAAAUUGGCCCUGGAGACCGGAAACGUCGGCCUCGUGCCUUGUUUUGCCUUUGGAGAAACAGACUGUUACAACAUUCUGCAGACGGAUGAGAAAUCGUACCUGCGCAAGAUGCAAAUAUGGUUCAAAAAGUCUUAUGGGUUCACUAUCCCAUUUUUCUUUGCGCGCGGACUCUUUAAUUACGACUUUGGCUUGAUUCCCUUUCGCAAGCCAAUUAACGUGGUAACAGGAAGACCUAUUUAUGUCAAGGAAAAGUUCGAAACUCCGUCAAUCGAGGAUAUCGAUUAUUAUCAAGACUUGUACAUCGAGGAGCUGAAAAGAAUUUUCUAUACUUAUAAGGAGCAGUUUGGUUGUGAAGACCAAGUAAUCAAUUUUGUAGAAUAG